AUGGCAUCCUCAUCAUCCAAUGUCGUCGGUGUACAUUAUCGAGUGGGCAAGAAGAUUGGAGAGGGUUCGUUUGGUGUCAUUUUCGAAGGGACAAAUCUCCUGAACAACCAACAGGUUGCCAUCAAAUUCGAACCUCGAAAGAGCGAUGCACCACAAUUACGAGACGAAUACCGAACGUACAAGAUUCUUGUCGGCUGCCCUGGUAUUCCUAAUGUCUACUACUUUGGCCAGGAAGGCCUACAUAAUAUACUCGUGAUUGACCUUUUGGGCCCAUCGCUUGAAGAUCUCUUCGAUCACUGCAACCGCAGAUUUUCUACAAAGACUGUCGUGAUGGUAGCAAAGCAGAUGCUUUCCAGAGUCCAAACAAUCCACGAGAAGAAUUUGAUCUACCGUGAUAUCAAGCCUGAUAACUUUCUCAUCGGACGACCUGGAUCAAAGUCGGCGAACGUAAUUCAUGUAGUAGAUUUUGGUAUGGCGAAGCAGUACAGGGAUCCAAAGACGAAACAGCACAUUCCAUAUCGCGAACGAAAAUCCUUGUCGGGAACUGCUCGAUACAUGAGUAUCAACACUCAUUUGGGAAGAGAACAAUCGAGAAGAGAUGAUCUCGAGGCGUUGGGUCAUGUUUUCAUGUAUUUCUUACGAGGUGGUUUGCCAUGGCAAGGAUUAAAAGCUGCCACCAACAAGCAGAAGUAUGAGAAGAUUGGGGAAAAGAAGCAGACAACCGCCAUCAAGGAUCUGUGCGAUGGUUUCCCAGAAGAGUUCAACAAAUAUUUGAGCUACGUCCGCAACCUUGGAUUUGAGGACACUCCAGAUUAUGAUUACUUGCGGGAUUUGUUUACUCAGGCUCUGAAGAACACUGGAGAGGUUGAAGAUGGAGAGUACGAUUGGAUGAAGCUUAACAAUGGAAAGGGUUGGGAGGCCAUGAAGCAACACCCAUCACAACACAUGCUACACCAAAAUGCCCCGCCAGGGGCAUCGGCGAGAGAAUUACACGGAACAACGAGAGGAGGAAAUAGCACACCAGGCCACCUCACUGCCGCCCGUUUAAACGCCGCGCAGCCCCCGCCUCCAUCCCCAAUCAAGCCGGGGAUGGGCAAACAGCGCGAUCGACCAAACGCCCCAGGCGGAUUAGUCCCAAAACGCGCCAGCGGAGCGGCGGGGGGUCUCCAAGAUGUCGCUACUCCAACAGGCUCAACCCAGGCGCAAUUCCAGAACAGUUCAAACAAUCUUCCACAGAGAAUGACGCCCCAGCCGAAUAUGACCGCCCAGACGCAGAAUGGGCGGCCACAAGAACCACAGCCAACAGGCUUCCAGAAGCUCAUGAAGGCUCUGUGCUGCGGAUGA
Molecule: messenger RNA, 1344 nt
Organism: Glarea lozoyensis ATCC 20868
Lineage: Eukaryota; Fungi; Ascomycota; Leotiomycetes; Helotiales; Helotiaceae
Product: Protein kinase-like (PK-like)
Exons: 5
Coding region: 1-1344 (447 amino acids)
Biological process (GO): signal transduction; endocytosis; peptidyl-serine phosphorylation
Cellular component (GO): cytoplasm; nucleus
Molecular function (GO): protein serine/threonine kinase activity; ATP binding
Source: RefSeq, a predicted model, not a curated record